CGGCGGCACUGGGCAUGCUCAGAGGCGGCCGCGGGGGCAGGUUUGCUUCGCAGGCGCUCGCACUCGGCGGCAGGCGGGCGCGCGGCUGCAGCUGGAGCUCCAGCGCCCGGAGUUGGAGUUGCCGGGAGUUUCCCCCCCCUCAACCCCUCCCUCUUGGCGCGCGGCAGCGGGAGCCGGCGCGGGAGCCGCGAGCGGCGGCGAGCCAGCGCCCGGGCCGGCCGAGCCUUGUCCGGAGCCCGGAGCCCCGUGCGGGGCAGCCCCCGGGGAGGAGCCUCGCCGGCUGGGACGCGUGCCGCACACUGGCACUGCCCCGGCACUAGCCGGGCUGCACGAAAACUCACUGUGUGCCCUCUUCAGUUGUUCUACAAUGAGUGCCAAGUCUGCCAUCAGCAAGGAAAUUUUUGCACCUCUUGAUGAAAGAAUGCUGGGAGCUGUCCAAGUCAAGAGGAGGACAAAGAAGAAGAUUCCUUUCUUGGCAACCGGGGGUCAAGGAGAAUAUUUAACAUAUAUCUGCCUGUCAGUGACCAAUAAGAAACCCACCCAGGCAUCCAUCACGAAGGUCAAACAGUUUGAAGGCUCCACGUCGUUCGUGCGGAGGUCCCAGUGGAUGCUCGAGCAGCUUCGCCAGGUUAAUGGCAUCGAUCCUAAUCGGGAUUCUGCAGAGUUUGACUUGUUGUUUGAAAAUGCAUUUGACCAGUGGGUAGCCAGCACAGCCUCUGAAAAGUGCACCUUCUUCCAGAUCCUCCACCACACCUGCCAGAGGUACCUCACGGACAGGAAGCCGGAGUUCAUUAACUGCCAGUCCAAAAUCAUGGGAGGAAACAGCAUCCUCCAUUCGGCGGCCGACAGCGUGACCAGCGCCGUACAGAAAGCCAGCCAGGCCUUGAACGAGCGCGGGGAGCGGUUAGGCCGAGCAGAGGAGAAGACGGAAGACAUGAAGAACAGCGCCCAGCAGUUCGCGGAGACUGCACACAAGCUUGCCAUGAAGCACAAGUGUUGAGAUACUCCCUAUCGCAGCAAUGACCCUCUCGAGAGAAAUGGAAGAGUUUGCUCAGCAGUUUUUACAAGAAUUCCGGACCUCUGCUUUUUUUUUUUUUUUCUCCAGUAUAUGGACAUUUAGGUUUUUUUGCUUUUCCUUUUCAGACGUUAAUAUGAAAGAAAAGACGUAGUGUUUAUACAUUUCACUAAGGAUUGUGCUAAGAAAUGCUGCAGUGGCAUCAGCUUCGUUUGGUUUUUUUAUUUUCUUUAACUGUAUAGACAUAAGUCUUCAUAUGUGUCUUCUCUAAUUUUUUUUUUCAGUAGUUUGGAUAUGGAAUUUGGACCAAAUGUUGUGCUGAGCUGGGUCUAAACUGGCAACAUAUUGUUGUCUUUUUUUCGUGAUAUUAAACCAGAGAGGCGCCUGGCUGGCUCAGUCAGUAGAGGACACCAUUUUUGAUCUUGGGGUCGUGAGUUCAAGCCCCACUUUGGGUGUAGAGAUUUACUUUGAAAAAAAAAAAAAAAAUGUGAUAUUAAGCCAGAAGACCUUUUCAUGUGGUGACAUCAGAUGUUCUUGUUCCUGGUUGGAAAUCAAGCAGUGACUUUGUCACUUUGUCAUUGCUUCUCUCAGUCUCCAAGCCACUCUUAAUUUGAAGGUUAAGAUUCCGUAUCUUGAAACACCAGUCUGUAUUAUGGCAAACAAUUGAAUUUAUCAGGGGAAACAGCAGUCUUAGAUUUUGCUUUUUAUGUCAUAAUCUUUUGCAUGAGCCAUCACCAGCAUUCCAAAAAAAAAAAAAAAAUCAGAAUGACA
This is a messenger RNA of Lutra lutra (Eurasian river otter), 1786 nucleotides long. RefSeq names its product syntaxin binding protein 6 (gene STXBP6). Gene Ontology annotation, cellular component: exocyst; plasma membrane. Gene Ontology annotation, molecular function: phosphatidylinositol-4,5-bisphosphate binding. The transcript is spliced from 6 exons. Gene Ontology annotation, biological process: Golgi to plasma membrane transport; regulation of SNARE complex assembly; exocytosis. The record is from RefSeq and is a predicted model, not a curated record. The coding region runs from base 368 to 1000 and encodes 210 amino acids. Lineage: Eukaryota; Metazoa; Chordata; Mammalia; Carnivora; Mustelidae.